AUGAUGUUGCGUGCGCUCGUGUGGAUGUCCGUGGUUUCCCAGUAGCUGCUCCGCUUGGUGUCCAGGAUGUACGGGGAUGGAGAGGGCACCGUGUGGGACCGGGUCGGGCGGCCCCACCGGGACUGCAUGUGUUACCUUGGACCCCCUACCACUUUAAUGCCCAUCGGGAUGCGCAAGUCGCCCGACGUGAGCCCCAGAAGGCUUUCGGACAUCAGCCCUCAGCUCCGGCAGCUCAAGUACCUGGUGGUGGACGAGGCCAUCAAGGAGGACCUCAAGUCCUCCCGCUCCGUGGAGGACAUCAACAGCGCGUCCAUAGAGGAGAGGAUUUUGAGAAUCACCGGCUACUAUGGAUACCAGCCCUGGAGUACAAGCUACAAAAGAGAGGAGCGCGCCAGAGACACUGUGGUGGGCACCACGGACACUCAAACGGCCGGCACGGCCGGAGCAGACCCCGGCUCCAGCAGACGGAGGCUCCACUGCUGCGUCAGAGUAACAGCUGUACAGGUGCAGAAGGCCCUGUGGGGGGUCGCCAUGGUGAUGUGCGUGUGUUCGUCCUGGGCAGGCUCCACCCAACUGGCCAAGCUGACCUUUAAGCAGUUCGAUGCUCCGUUCACCCUCACCUGGUUCGCCACCACCUGGAACUGUCUCUUCUUCCCGCUCUACUACAUUGGCCACCUGUGCAAGAGUCCAGAGAGACAGACGCCAAGGCAGAGAUUCAGGGAGUGCUGUAGGUUUUUCGGGGAGGACGGGCUGACGCCCAAGGUGUUUUUCACCAAGGUAGCGCCCUUUGGCCUGCUGUGGAUCCUCACCAACUACCUGUACCUACAGGCCCUCAGGAAGAUCAACACGACAGACGUGUCAGCACUGUUCUGUUGUAACAAGGCCUUCGUCUUCCUGCUGUCUUGGAUUGUACUCAGAGACCGUUUUAUGGGGGUUAGGAUAGUAGCUGCUAUCUUAGCCAUAGCAGGCAUCGUCAUGAUGACCUACGCUGAUGGAUUCCACAGCCACUCCGUCAUCGGCAUUACUUUUGUUGUGGCCUCUGCUUCAAUGUCAGCUCUUUACAAGGUGCUCUUCAAGAUGGUUCUGGGCAGUGCCAAAUUUGGAGAGGCCGCACUCUUUCUGAGCCUCGUCGGAAGCGCCAACUUUGUUUUCAUCAGCUUUGUGCCGAUCAUCCUGUAUUUUACACACGUGGAGUACAUCAGCUCCCCGGCGGACAUCCCCUGGGCUUAUAUCUGUGGGGUUGCAGGCCUGCUCUUUGCUUUUAACGUCCUGGUGAACUUUGGCAUAGCGAUAACCUAUCCAACAUUAAUUUCCCUUGGCAUCGUCCUAAGUGUCCCUGUUAAUGCCAUGGUGGACUUCUACACAUGUGAAAUCCAUUUCAACACGGUGCGCCUCAUCGCUGUGUUCAUCAUCUGCCUGGGGUUUCUCAUGCUGCUGUUACCGGAGGACUGGGACCAGUGCAUCAUCCAGCUCAGCACCAAGCUGCGCAAACGCGAGGAGCCGGCAGAGGGCAACGGAGAGGCCGGGGCCACCACAGGGCUCAACUGGAGAGGCAGGGGCAGGACCUCCAUGUCCACAUUUGCACAUUGACUCCAUGAAAUGUGACCGUACAAAUACAUGCAGAUACGGGGAAAGAGGCAUGUUAUCAAAUCUGAUCUGCCUGGUUCUCUACCUUUUUUGUUUUGAGCAGCUCCUUGAGUGAAAAAGUAAUUUUGACUGCCCCUGAUCAGUAAUUCAACCAAAAGGGGAAAUUGCAGGAAGUUCAGAUUGAGUAGAUUUCUUUUGGUGUCUAUUCCACUCAGAACUGGUAAGAGUUAGUGCAUGGACUUAAAUCAGUUGUAAUCUUUCUUAUCCCAAAAGUGAUCAGGUUAAACUGAUUGAGUCAUGUUAAUCUGUUCCAUUGAUCCUGGGAAGACUUGGCAUCUUGAGAGGUGGCCUAACAACUUCUACACCAGCUGGCUUUAACUAACGUGUGCACAUUUACACACUUAUAAGAUCCAAAGAACAAUGCCUGAAAGCUGAAUGCCUCAGAUCAGAUAGGAAGGCCCACAGAGGCAUCCUUUGGGUUUAAGCUUAACCAUAAAUAUCUGCCUUUUGUGCACUGUACAUAGCUACAACUUACACUUUGGAUGUCUUGGACCUGUGAACCUGACGGGCGUAUCUGGUGCGAAGGGACCUGUCUGGACAUCUGAGGAUCAAUCUGAGCUGAAAAUGCUUUUACAAAUCCUCUCCCUGCUCACCCUGAGAGAAGAAGUCAGGAUGUUUUUAACCUCCUGUGGUUUUGUCCUAUCCUGGGGUUAAACUCCCACCUUUCACCGCUCACCCAUCAGUAAAAACCACCAUCAUCACAAGAUAUUUAAGCCCGUAACCAGUAUCUCCACUGCAUUUCAUUAAAAUGCAUGGAAUAGCUGAGAUCUACUUAGUUUUUAAACUCUCCAGCUCUAUAACUAACGUGUCAAGCAUCUCGAUCUUUGAAUGAUCUAAAAGUUUCAAAUAAGACUGACAGGCUAAAUGCAGAAUUUGGAACUACCCCUUUAAUAACAUAGAUACUAAAUGACAGCUACCACUGAGCCUCCCUUUGACUACCUUCUACAUUUAACUUUCUAGGUUCAUAUGCACAUAAGCAGGUUCUGUUUCAGUUCACUCUGAUUGUUUUCUCUCGAAAACAAACGGAUGGUGAGAAACUGUCUCACCGUGGCUUGAGGGGAGAGCCGUGUUGACACACAGCUCUCACUUCUCUAAAAUAGUCCUACUGCAUCUCUUUUCACUGAUCACAUUUCCGAGGCAGGUAAACAAACAAGAUAAACUGAAGGGUAACUUACAAAGCGACUGGUAUAAACUCUGCCUUUGUUGUGAAUGUAUGAGCAUCACUCGACCACAUUUGUGCGGUAUGUGCUGUAUCUGUUUUAUAUAAUGCUACCACAGACUGCUGCAGAAAGACUCUUGAAUACUGUCCUGAAUGAGGUCUGAGUUGCUCUUCUUUACAGAGGGGGUGGGGUUGGAAAAGCUGUCAAUGCAUUGCACUGGACUUUUUUUGUCUUUUUCUUUUACACUCGACGAACCCGGAGAACGACAGUAAUUACCAUCCACAGAACGAGCAUGCACAUACUGUAAGAGCAGGUAACGGCUUAAAAAGUCCACUUCACUGCCUUUUCUUUGUUUUGCAAUAGAGUACAUUAGCACUGUUUCCCAUUGUCAUUCUUUAUGACAAUAAAUAAUAAUAUUGUAUUCCUCUGGAAUUAUUGCAAGACAUAAAUGUAAACCUUUGUAAGGAAUGACGAUUUUUACACUGAGAUGCAACAUAUGAUUAUCACAUUGGAGGAAGAACUAGAGUGCGACUAAACGGCAGGUUUGUGGGAUCUGCUGUGGGGUGUCUUCAAGUGUAAUCACAUGUACUAUAUA
Molecule: messenger RNA, 3402 nt
Organism: Cololabis saira (Pacific saury)
Lineage: Eukaryota; Metazoa; Chordata; Actinopteri; Beloniformes; Belonidae
Gene: slc35f3b
Product: solute carrier family 35 member F3b
Exons: 8
Coding region: 67-1590 (507 amino acids)
Biological process (GO): transmembrane transport
Cellular component (GO): membrane
Molecular function (GO): transmembrane transporter activity
Source: RefSeq, a predicted model, not a curated record